Messenger RNA from Symphalangus syndactylus (siamang), 14966 nucleotides. It is a transcript of the gene SORL1, whose product is annotated as sortilin related receptor 1. NCBI's taxonomy places the organism in Eukaryota, Metazoa, Chordata, Mammalia, Primates, Hylobatidae. The record is from RefSeq and is a predicted model, not a curated record. Gene Ontology annotation, molecular function: protein binding. Gene Ontology annotation, cellular component: Golgi apparatus; membrane. Gene Ontology annotation, biological process: post-Golgi vesicle-mediated transport; protein retention in Golgi apparatus; protein targeting to lysosome.
GACGGGGUUUCACUGUGUUAGCCAGCAUGGUCUCGCUCUCUUGACCUCGUGAUCCACCUGCCUUAGCCUCCCAAAGUGCUGGGAUUACCGACAUGAGCCAUCAUCACACCCAGCCAAUUGCCUUUUUUUUUUUUUUUAAAAAAAAAAAAAAAGAGUCAGCAGAUUGGUAAAUCUUAGAAAUGCUCUAUCUUUUAUUCAUCAAGGCGUUUGACAAAAGCUGUCAUUUGUUCAUAGCAAAUCCAAAGUCAUCAGAAGAGUUAUUCCCCAAGAAUGUUGACUCCAGGUCACUGGGAUAAGCUACUUUCAGAAAGAGGAAAAGCAAGUUCAAAUUAUUGACUUUCACUGAAUCUAAGUCACCAUCCACUGUAAAUGCACUACUAUUUUAUAUACAGCUGAGAAACAAAAAGUGCCAAAUAAACUAAGAUACACUAUUGAUUGUAAGCUGCCACCCAAUUUCAGAGAUGCUAAAAUGUGAGGAAAAAUGUGUGUCUUAGAAUGUGUUCAUCCCUUCUAAUUGUUCGCCCAGACCCCAUCUGGACCAUCUAUGUGGAGGCUGAGAUUUCUGUUUCUCUCAUCCUCUUCAUUCCUUCCUUCACUUCAUCCUGAUGGGAACAGUAUAUUUUGUAAGACAUAGUAAAAAAGCCAAUAUUUUUACCAUAGCAACUCUUUGACAAUAUGCUAUGGGAGAUGGUGCAAAGGUAGAUUUGGGACUCCAUCCUAACGAAUUUGGAUCACUUAAACGUACUCCUAUGGCAGAAAGUAAGGAAUUUCAUCUAUCCUUUCAGGGAGGAUCCAGGAAAUUUUGGGCACAGAGUAAAGAGGUCAGGACACCAAAGGGAGAAGUGGCUCCAUGAGGCCUUCAGGGAAUGAAACAAAUGAAAACAUCUUCAGAAGAAAGCUAUGCUUUGGGACAUCUUUUGGUCUCUGUGUGGUUGUGGUGAAAUGAUAGUGCACUGGUUUCCUUCUUAUAAUAAAUUAUGCCUGCACCUUUCCAUAGAUUGCUGAGCAUGUGAACCAUUUUGACUGCUACAGAUUAAGGGAGAUGUUGACAAAAGGAAAAUAUCUAGACCAAUACUUCUCAAGCAAUGGUUUGCAAAUCAUGAACACCAGGGAGUUCUUUGCCCCUGUGGGCACAUUGUGGGGUGAGGGGCAGGUGGAAGAGACCUGAGCAGGAAGGCCUUAGAAAUCCAUUCCAGCUCCUCUUUUAUGGGUUUUUGUCUGUUUGCCUACUACACGGGUGUUCUGAGAGCAAAGUGGUGCCUGGACCAUUUUUAGAUUUGUAGAUGCCCUACUCAUAGGUCUAUUUUCCCAUCUUUAGAGUUAGCUAUUACAAGCUGACAGGCUAUGGUUAGGACAAACAUUUAUAAUCAGACCUUACCGUCAUCACCAGACACUCGCUAUAUUUGAAAAUUCCUUGAAUUCAGAGCUCCAGCCUAAUGGCCCCCCUACUCUCUGCCCUUCCUUGAAGGUCCUGCUUCUGGGUAAGAUAUGAUUUUCUAUCUAAAUAGGCUACCUCGCUAAAAUAAUUUUGAAAGUCGCUAAUUUAAAACAGUGAUUCUAAAACAUAGUCAAACAUCGUUAUAAGUUGAUAACACAAUAUCAUUGAUAUUACAAUACAGAUUCUUGGGUCCCACCCCAGACCAACUGAGUCAGAUUCUCUGGCUGUUGUAACAGGUGAGCUGUCUAUCACUGGAAGUGUUCUCAUCAUGGUACAUGAUCAGGUUUCAGCCAAGUUCAUGGAAGUUCCUUUAUUGGGAGUUCCUUUAAAUUAGAAAAGCUCUCUAAUAUGACCUCCAAUAUUAUGAGUCUCUGAUUUUAUCACUAGACUGGAAAUCAGGAUUUCUCCCCUAAAUUCUCUGCGUUUAGCACUAGUGAACUGUAACAACAGGGGUAUGCAACGGAGUGUUAAGUAUCCCAGGAAUAUUUCUAGUACUUUAACAGGAAUAAGACUUCAUGAUAAUUAUGCUUUGGUUCCGAAAUAUUUCCCAGACAGAAGAAAUCAAUAUAACUAAUUAAAGAAUGGAGAGAAACAAUGCAAGAAUAAUUUGAAUUCAUCUUUCAGUUGCAGAGAUAAUAAAUUCUUACAUGUUAAUAUGGAGUAGCUAUUGAUACAUUACAAAACUAAUAAUAAAACUUCAACUCAGCAGGCGUUACAAUGCUUCCCAGCAUCUUCUCCAUUCUCUGCCUCAUGUUUUUGUCCUCUUCACUCUAUGCCAGGGAUAGGUAGCAUAAGCUCUGUUUCUCUCAGGAUGAACUCUUUGUGUGAGCCAUUCCUGACCAAGUUGUGUGUGCAUGUGUUCCUUCAUCCAACAAAUCUCCAUCGAGCCCUUGGUUUGAAAAAUGCCUUAAGUUUCGUGAUAGGACUAGAAACGUGAAGGACAGAAUCCUAUUCCUUCAGGUGGAGAGGCAAAUAAGGGAUUCCAGCGAUCAAGCUUCCAUAAACCCAAAAUCUAAUUAUGAGUCCUCUUUUCCUUAAUCCCAACCACACAUGCCCAACCCAUUCCCUGGGACUUCUGCCUGCAUUUCUCAAUCACACUCCAAUUCCUAUGCUUUGUUAGCAGCCCUGCCAUGAGACCCAUUUCCCUUGGUUGAAACUCUACUAAGAGAUCCCACUUCAUUCUCCUGGGUCAAACCUUAAAGCAGGAUCAAACUGAGAAGCCUCUUGCAAUUUCCUCCUCCCUAGCCCCACGCUGCUACCUGUCUGAUUUUGAUGUAAGUAGAGUGUGAAACUGCCUUUGCAAAAUUAUAACUGAGGAAAUCAUGACAGUGAAAGAUAUCAGAUCUAACCGACUCCAUCUUGCUUCUAACCUUUAAGCUGUCCUUGUUCAUUCCUGGGAAUAGGCCAAACUAACUUUGAGAAGGAAUUCAGUUUGUGGUUUGACUCUGAAACAAAAUUGCCAAUAGCCCUUUCCCAAAAAGACCCCCUUUUGCCUGGGGACCAGUCUGCCUUUGCUGGACUAACAAAUUAGCUGCAAGAUUAGAAAUUAUAGUUUAGGGGUCAUGCAGCCUCUGGCUCCAAGAGACUGAACCUCCCCAAAUUGCUCCUGGGGAUAGCAUCACUAUUGUGAAACCUAAGAUCAGUGCUUGAGAUAUUUUGCAGACCCUGCACUCCAUGGAUCAGUUGACACCACCCAGACCAGUAAUCUGGCUCAAGCGGUUCUGCUAUGCCACCCAGGAACAGAAAACAGCAAGAAAACCUCAUUUCAAUCCCCUAUGACUCCAUCUCCAACCUGACCAAUAAGCACUCCCCACUUGUCAAACCCCUACCUGCCAAAUUAUCUUUAAAGACUCUGAUCCCCUAAUGUUCAGGGAGGCUGAUUUGAAUAAUAACAAAACUCUGGUCUCUUGUCUCUGCGUGACUUACUCUUUCUCCAUUGCAAUUCCCUUGUCUUGAUAAAUUGGCUCUGUUUAUGCAACAGGCAAGGUGAACCCACUGGGCAGCUACAAGUAGAUCUCACCAUUCUGAGGGUAUAGAUGGAGUCAUGGUAACCAUAGUAACUCAUUUUGGUUAUCAUAUCAAUCCAUAGGUAUGGAUUCCAAUCUAUGUUAUGGAAUUUUCAACAUUUUCCAUUUUGGACGCUUGUAUUCCUUUAUGCUAAUAAUUGCCAGACCUGAAGGCAAUCUAAGAAACUGACCAGACAUUGUCCUCAAAAUUGCCCUUCUUUUUGAGCAAGAUUUUUUCCCAGGGUCACAUACCUGGUCAUUUCCUCCUUUAGGAUAAAUUCGCAAUCUUGUCUCAUGAUGAAAAUUGUCUUCUGACUGGUGGUCAAUUUUCUUAAGCCAGCUUGAGGUAGUUUCUAAACUUGCAACAGAGAAUGCUAACUUUUCUCAGUUGUGUGAGUUAGCACCUGAUCUAAUCUGUUCAUUGGAACCACGUGUUAGGUUCAUUUGAGUUACUAUGGUUACUGUGGUCAAUUGACCGACCACUAGUCUCAUCAGCUCCCUGAAUAUACUCACUGCAUCAGGCUCCUUGGGAUAUGUGCAUCGCUUCAAGUCAAGCUCAAAUUUGCCAGACUCCUGUGGAGGCUGUUAUGGUUUGAAUGAUGCCCCCUACCUCAAGAAGAUAUGUUCAAGUCCUAACUCUCAGAAUCUCAGGAAUGUGACCUUAUUUGAAAAUAGGGUCAUUACAGAUUCUAAUUAGUUAAGAUGAAGUCAUAUUGUAGUAGGGUGGGCCCCUAAUCCAAUAAAAGUGGUGUUCUUAUAAAAGGAGGGAAAUUUGGACACGAACGUGUACAGAUGCAAGACCACGUGAAGACACGGAGAAUGUUACCUGAUGACACAGCAGAGAUCGGUGUUACGCAGCUGCAGGCCAUGGAGGCUACUAAAGGCUGGAAGAGACAAGAGAGGAUCCUCUCACGGGUUUCAGAGGGAGCAUGGUUCUGCCAACCCCUUGACUUUGAACUUCCCGCUUCCAGAAAGGUUAGUCUGAAUGAUUCCCACAAUCAGAUGGUGGUGCACUGGGCUGGAGAGAAAAGCAACGUGAUCGUGGCCUUGGCCCGAGAUAGCCUGGCAUUGGCGAGGCCCAAGAGCAGUGAUGUGUACGUGUCUUAUGACUAUGGAAGAUCAUUCAAGAAAAUUUCAGAGAAGUUAAACUUCGGCGCGGGAAAUAAGAGUGAAGCUGUGAUCGCCCAGUUCUACCACAGCCCUGCGGACAACAAGCGGUACAUCUUUGCAGACGCUUAUGCCCAGUACCUCUGGAUCACGUUUGACUUCUGCAACACUCUCCAAGGCUUUUCCAUCCCAUUUCGGGCAGCUGAUCUCCUCCUACACAGUAAGGCCUCCAACCUUCUCUUGGGCUUCGACAGGUCCCACCCCAACAAGCAGCUGUGGAAGUCAGAUGACUUUGGCCAGACCUGGAUCAUGAUUCAGGAACAUGUCAAGUCCUUUUCUUGGGGAAUUGAUCCCUAUGACAAACCAAAUACCAUCUACAUUGAACGACAUGAACCCUCUGGCUACUCCACUGUUUUCCGAAGUACAGAUUUCUUCCAGUCCCGGGAAAACCAGGAAGUGAUCCUUGAGGAAGUGAGAGAUUUUCAGCUUCGGGACAAGUACAUGUUUGCUACAAAGGUGGUGCAUCUCUUGGGCAGUCAACAGCAGUCUUCUGUCCAGCUCUGGGUCUCCUUUGGCCGGAAGCCCAUGCAAGCAGCACAGUUUGUCACAAGACAUCCUAUUAAUGAAUAUUACAUCGCAGAUGCCUCCGAGGACCAGGUGUUUGUGUGUGUCAGCCACAGUAACAACCGCACCAAUUUAUACAUCUCAGAGGCAGAGGGGCUGAAGUUCUCCCUGUCCUUGGAAAACGUGCUCUAUUACAGCCCAGGAGGCGCCGGCAGUGACACCUUGGUGAGGUAUUUUGCAAAUGAGCCAUUUGCUGACUUCCACCGAGUGGAAGGAUUGCAAGGAGUCUAUAUUGCUACUCUGAUUAAUGGUUCUAUGAAUGAGGAGAACAUGAGAUCGGUCAUCACCUUUGACAAAGGGGGAACCUGGGAAUUUCUUCAGGCUCCAGCCUUCACGGGAUAUGGAGAGAAAAUCAAUUGUGAGCUUUCCCAGGGCUGUUCCCUUCAUCUGGCUCAGCGCCUCAGUCAGCUCCUCAACCUCCAGCUCCGGAGAAUGCCCAUCCUGUCCAAGGAGUCAGCUCCAGGCCUCAUCAUCGCCACUGGCUCAGUGGGAAAGAACUUGGCUAGCAAGACAAACGUGUACAUCUCUAGCAGUGCUGGAGCCAGGUGGCGAGAGGCACUUCCUGGACCUCACUACUACACAUGGGGAGACCACGGCGGAAUCAUCAUGGCCAUUGCCCAGGGCAUGGAAACCAACGAGCUAAAAUACAGUACCAAUGAAGGGGAGACCUGGAAAACAUUCAUCUUCUCUGAGAAGCCAGUGUUUGUGUAUGGCCUCCUCACAGAACCUGGGGAGAAGAGCACUGUCUUCACCAUCUUUGGCUCGAACAAAGAGAACGUCCACAGCUGGCUGAUCCUGCAGGUCAAUGCCACAGAUGCCUUGGGAGUUCCCUGCACAGAGAAUGACUACAAGCUGUGGUCACCAUCCGAUGAGCGGGGGAAUGAGUGUUUGCUGGGACACAAGACUGUUUUCAAACGGAGGACCCCCCAUGCCACAUGCUUCAAUGGAGAGGACUUUGACAGGCCGGUGGUCGUGUCCAACUGCUCCUGCACCCGGGAGGACUAUGAAUGUGACUUCGGUUUCAAGAUGAGUGAAGAUUUGUCAUUAGAGGUUUGUGUUCCAGAUCUGGAAUUUUCUGGAAAGUCAUACUCCCCUCCUGUGCCUUGCCCUGUGGGUUCUACUUACAGGAGAACGAGAGGCUACCGGAAGAUUUCUGGGGACACUUGUAGUGGAGGAGAUGUUGAAGCACGACUGGAAGGAGAGCUGGUCCCCUGUCCCCUGGCAGAAGAGAACGAGUUCAUUCUGUAUGCUGUGCGGAAAUCCAUCUACCGCUAUGACCUGGCCUCGGGAGCCACCGAGCAGUUGCCUCUCUCUGGGCUACGGGCAGCAGUGGCCCUGGACUUUGACUAUGAGCACAACUGUUUGUAUUGGUCCGACCUGGCCUUGGACAUCAUCCAGCGCCUCUGUUUGAAUGGAAGCACAGGGCAAGAGGUGAUCAUCAAUUCUGGCCUGGAGACAGUAGAAGCUUUGGCUUUUGAACCCCUCAGCCAGCUGCUUUACUGGGUAGAUGCGGGCUUCAAAAAGAUUGAGGUAGCUAAUCCAGAUGGCGACUUCCGACUCACAAUCGUCAAUUCCUCUGUGCUCGAUCGUCCCAGGGCUCUGGUCCUCGUGCCCCAAGAGGGGGUGAUGUUCUGGACAGACUGGGGAGACCUGAAGCCUGGGAUUUAUCGGAGUAAUAUGGAUGGUUCUGCUGCCUAUCGCCUGGUGUCAGAGGAUGUGAAGUGGCCCAAUGGCAUCUCUGUGGACGACCAAUGGAUUUACUGGACGGACGCCUACCUGGACUGCAUAGAGCGGAUCACGUUCAGUGGCCAGCAGCGCUCUGUCAUUCUGGACAACCUCCCGCACCCCUAUGCCAUUGCUGUCUUUAAGAAUGAAAUCUACUGGGAUGACUGGUCACAGCUCAGCAUAUUCCGAGCUUCCAAAUACAGUGGGUCCCAGGUGGAGAUUCUGGCAAACCAGCUCACGGGGCUCAUGGACAUGAAGAUUUUCUACAAGGGGAAGAACACUGGAAGCAAUGCCUGUGUGCCCAGGCCAUGCAGCCUGCUGUGCCUGCCCAAGGCCAACAACAGUAGAAGCUGCAGGUGUCCAGAGGGCGUGUCCAGCAGUGUGCUUCCUUCAGGGGACCUGAUGUGUGACUGCCCUCAGGGCUAUCAGCUCAAGAACAAUACCUGUGUCAAAGAAGAGAACACCUGUCUCCGCAACCAGUAUCACUGCAGCAACGGGAACUGUAUCAACAGCAUUUGGUGGUGUGACUUCGACAACGACUGUGGAGACAUGAGCGAUGAGAGAAACUGCCCUACCACCAUCUGUGACCUGGACACCCAGUUUCGUUGCCACGAGUCUGGGACUUGUAUCCCACUCUCCUAUAAAUGUGACCUUGAGGAUGACUGUGGAGACAACAGUGAUGAAAGUCAUUGUGAAAUGCACCAGUGCCGGAGUGACGAGUACAACUGCAGUUCCGGCAUGUGCAUCCGCUCCUCCUGGGUAUGUGACGGGGACAACGACUGCAGGGACUGGUCUGACGAAGCCAACUGUACCGCCAUCUAUCACACCUGUGAGGCCUCCAACUUCCAGUGCCGAAAUGGGCACUGCAUCCCCCAGCGGUGGGCGUGUGAUGGGGAUACAGACUGCCAGGAUGGUUCCGAUGAGGAUCCAGUCAACUGUGAGAAGAAGUGCAAUGGAUUCCGCUGCCCAAAUGGCACUUGCAUCCCAUCCAGCAAACAUUGUGAUGGUCUGCGUGAUUGCUCUGAUGGCUCCGAUGAACAGCACUGCGAGCCCCUCUGUACGCACUUCAUGGACUUCGUGUGUAAGAACCGCCAGCAGUGCCUAUUCCACUCUAUGGUCUGUGACGGAAUCAUCCAGUGCCGCGACGGGUCCGAUGAGGAUGCAGCGUUUGCGGGAUGCUCCCAAGAUCCUGAGUUCCACAAGGUUUGUGAUGAGUUCGGUUUCCAGUGUCAGAAUGGAGUGUGCAUCAGUUUGAUUUGGAAGUGUGACGGGAUGGAUGAUUGCGGCGAUUAUUCUGAUGAAGCCAACUGCGAAAACCCCACAGAAGCCCCAAACUGCUCCCGCUACUUCCAGUUUCGGUGUGAGAAUGGCCACUGCAUCCCCAACAGAUGGAAAUGCGACAGGGAGAACGACUGUGGGGACUGGUCUGAUGAGAAGGAUUGUGGAGAUUCACAUAUUCUUCCCUUCUCGACUCCUGGGCCCUCCACGUGUCUGCCCAAUUACUACCGCUGCAGCAGUGGGACCUGCGUGAUGGACACCUGGGUGUGCGACGGGUACCGAGAUUGUGCAGAUGGCUCUGAUGAGGAAGCCUGCCCCUCGCUUGCAAAUGUCACUGCUGCCUCCACUCCCACCCAACUUGGGCGAUGUGACCGAUUUGAGUUCGAAUGCCACCAACCAAAGAAGUGUAUUCCCAACUGGAAGCGCUGUGAUGGCCACCGAGAUUGCCAGGAUGGCCGGGACGAGGCCAAUUGCCCCACACACAGCACCUUGACUUGCAUGAGCAGGGAGUUCCAGUGCGAGGAUGGGGAGGCCUGCAUUGUGCUCUCGGAGCGCUGCGACGGCUUCCUGGACUGCUCAGACGAGAGCGACGAGAAGGCCUGCAGUGAUGAGUUGACUGUGUACAAAGUACAGAAUCUUCAGUGGACAGCUGACUUCUCUGGGGAUGUGACUUUGACCUGGAUGCGGCCCAAAAAAAUGCCCUCUGCUUCUUGUGUAUAUAAUGUCUACUACAGGGUGGUUGGAGAGAGCAUAUGGAAGACUCUGGAGACCCACAGCAAUAAGACAAACACUGUAUUAAAAGUCCUGAAACCAGAUACCACGUAUCAGGUUAAAGUACAGGUUCAGUGUCUCAGCAAGGCACACAACACCAAUGACUUUGUGACCCUGAGGACCCCAGAAGGAUUGCCAGAUGCUCCUCGAAAUCUCCAGCUGUCACUCCCCAGGGAAGCAGAAGGUGUGAUUGUAGGCCACUGGGCUCCUCCCAUCCACACCCAUGGCCUCAUCCGUGAGUACAUUGUAGAAUACAGCAGGAGUGGUUCCAAGAUGUGGGCCUCCCAGAGGGCUGCUAGUAACUUUACAGAAAUCAAGAACUUAUUGGUCAACACUCUAUACACCGUCAGAGUGGCUGCGGUGACUAGUCGUGGAAUAGGAAACUGGAGCGAUUCUAAAUCCAUUACCACCAUAAAAGGAAAAGUGAUCCCACCACCAGAUAUCCACAUUGACAGCUAUGGUGAAAAUUAUCUAAGCUUCACCCUGACCAUGGAGAGUGAUAUCAAGGUGAAUGGCUAUGUGGUGAACCUUUUCUGGGCAUUUGACACCCACAAGCAAGAGAGGAGAACUUUGAACUUCCGAGGAAGCAUAUUGUCACACAAAGUUGGCAAUCUGACAGCUCAUACGUCCUAUGAGAUUUCUGCCUGGGCCAAGACUGACUUGGGGGAUAGCCCUCUGGCAUUUGAGCAUGUCGUGACCAGAGGGGUUCGCCCACCUGCACCUAGCCUCAAGGCCAAAGCCAUCAACCAGACUGCAGUGGAAUGUACCUGGACCGGCCCCCGGAAUGUGGUUUAUGGUAUUUUCUAUGCCACGUCCUUUCUUGACCUCUAUCGCAACCCGAGGAGCUUGACUACUUCACUCCAUAACAAGACGGUCCUUGUCAGUAAGGAUGAGCAGUAUUUGUUUCUGGUCCGGGUAGUGGUACCCUACCAGGGGCCGUCCUCUGACUACGUUGUAGUGAAGAUGAUCCCGGACAGCAGGCUUCCACCCCGUCACCUGCAUGUGGUUCAUACGGGCAAAACCUCCGUGGUCAUCAAGUGGGAAUCACCGUAUGACUCUCCUGACCAGGACUUGUUGUAUGCAAUUGCAGUUAAAGAUCUAAUAAGAAAGACUGACAGGAGCUACAAAGUAAAAUCCCGUAAUAGUACUGUGGAAUACACCCUUAACAAGUUGGAACCUGGCGGGAAAUACCACAUCAUUGUCCAACUGGGGAACAUGAGCAAAGAUUCCAGCAUAAAAAUUACCACAGUGUCAUUAUCAGCACCUGAUGCCUUAAAAAUCAUAACAGAAAAUGACCAUGUUCUUCUAUUUUGGAAAAGCCUGGCUUUAAAGGAAAAGCAUUUUAAUGAAAGCAGGGGCUAUGAGAUACACAUGUUUGAUAGUGCCAUGAAUAUCACAGCUUACCUUGGGAAUACUACUGACAAUUUCUUUAAAAUUUCCAACCUGAAGAUGGGUCAUAAUUACACGUUCACUGUCCAAGCAAGAUGCCUUUUUGGCAGCCAGAUCUGUGGGGAGCCUGCCAUCCUGCUGUAUGAUGAGCUGGGGUCUGGUGCAGAUGCAUCCGCAAUGCAGGCUGCCAGAUCUACGGAUGUUGCUGCUGUGGUGGUGCCCAUCUUAUUCCUGAUACUGCUGAGCCUGGGGGUGGGGUUUGCCAUCCUGUACACGAAGCACCGGAGGCUGCAGAGCAGCUUCACUGCCUUCGCCAACAGCCACUACAGCUCCAGGCUGGGGUCCGCCAUCUUCUCCUCUGGGGAUGACCUGGGGGAAGAUGAUGAAGAUGCUCCUAUGAUAACUGGAUUUUCAGAUGACGUCCCCAUGGUGAUAGCCUGAAAGAGCUUUCCUCACUAGAAACCAAAUGGUGUAAAUAUUUUAUUUGAUAAAGAUAGUUGAUGGUUUAUUUUAAAAGAUGCACUUUGAGUUGCAAUAUGUUAUUUUUAUAUGGGCCAAAAUCAAAAAACAAAAAAAAAAAAAAAAAGGAAAGAAAAGAAUGAAUAAACUUUGUAGUAAUCAACUGUGAACUUCAAACCAGGUUGAUUUUAGUAACCAAAUUGCUUUGAUUUGACAUUAAUGUAGUCUUACAGGGCUGUGCUUGCUGGGCAUGCUUUUAAGUCUGUGAGAUAAUUUCGGUUCAGUAAAAUUGGCCAAUCUUUUUAUUUUUCUAAGACACAGAAAUGUAUUUAAUAAAAACCUCGAGAGAGUGAUGGGUGGAACCCCUUCUCCUUGAAAGUGUGUGCAGAUAUUCCAUUUUGUUUGGAUAUAGUUUAUAGGAAAGUGUGUGGGUGUAUUAUGGGGGAAGGUUUCUUUAUGUUAUUUUGUUAAUUUAUUGGGACUCUGUGUAAGGCCAGGCUUUAGUGGUCAUUAGACACCACAUGUGUUAUGAGCCCCUUACCCAUAGGGUUGGGGGUGGGAACAGAAGCAUUUUUUUGUUGCCAUUCCAGAAGCAAUCCAUUUUUAUUCACUUGUGUGUCAUGUAAUGGUCUUUGGCAGGAGAGAGCACUGAGUCAUUGCUGGAGUUCAGUUAAAUAGAGCUGCAGCUUGGGAAGCCCUGUAAGCCCACAGCUUCCUCUCUUAUAUUAAUUGAUGGAAUUUUACUGUAUGUGCCUCUGUACAAGAUGUAGCUUUGAGAGCUACAGAAUGAUAACACUGCUUUAUUACACACUGGUUUCAUUGUCAUUGCAAAAACUUACCCUGGUUGUGGGGGAGAGUUCUAGAUCUGUGCCAUGAUCCAUACACUGGCUAAUAGAGUACAUAAUUUUUCCAUUUUCCAUUUUUUGUUUUUACUUACUACUGAAGGAUCUCAAAUGUAAAGUUAUGUAUUUGGUUUGAGAUGGCCACUUAUUGUCCUUAAAAAUCCAUACUGAUAUAUGCUGUCAUUUUGAAUUGGGUCAGUGCCUUCUCUUUUUUUUUUCUCUUCUUCCAUCUCCCUCACCCAUGCCCCUACCCAAUCUAAAGAGACAGUGCUGUACACUCUCAUAGAGAUAGAGAAGAUCUAAAAAGUUGAGACUACUCAAUCCAGUUAACAACAGCAGGAGCACUAGAGUUUGUUCAUUCAUUCUCUCUGUAAAACAAGCUGUGCUUUUUUUUCUUCUGCCUUUAAAAUGCCACCCGUGUAUUCAAACCAUGGCCACUUGAUAGUUAUGUAGAAUGCAUCGUGGGCUGAUGCCAACCCUUUAGGCUUAGCGUUGUAGGCACCAAUGUCUAGCAUCGUUGUGACUUGUACUGUAUGAUUCUCACUGAAGAAUUUCCUUUCAGCCAAGAAGCAGUGAGGUCUGGGAAUAUUCCAAAGUCGUGUCUCUGAAUAUGUGUCCUUGAUAUGCAAGCUUUGUAAAACCCCAUCCCCCCUUAGGUGCGAUGCAUCACCUUCUCACAAGUGUUUAGUUUCUUUUAACCACAAGUAUCAUUCUUGGGUGAUAAUAUAGUUUCAUUCUACUUAGGGAUUGUUUGGAAAACAAAGAAAGAGCCAAUUAAAUUUUUUAGUUUUUGAAAUUUUUAUUUAUAUAUAUAUACUUAGAUGAGUAUUUUAAGCUGUCGACCUUUAGUUUGCCAUACGGGUAGGACUGUAUUUCAUUUUAACAACUGGUGGUAAUGAUAAGCCUUCUUUUAGUGUAUUUUCUCUUCUUUCCUGUCACUCUCCUUCUUUAAGUUUUUUUUUUUAAAGACUGGAUUUUUUUUGGCUUUAUCUUGUCUUACCGUAGAGAUUUGUUCAAAACUCUAAGCCCUACCACCUCCUCUUUAAUAAGCUCUUUAAAUAGUUGAAUCAUUAACAACCUGGUGGGAGGCAAGUCAUGUAAUUGAACCACUAGGAAGUGUAUUUUCUUUUCUUUUUCUGCCAACUUUUUGGUGGCAUUUGUAAAAGCUGAUAUAAAAGGCUCUGAGAUGUUAUUUUCAGUUAUUCCAUAGGCAAGCCUUUUUACAGAGCAUAUGUCUCCAGUUGGCAGCUUGAGAUAUUUUCGAGCAUCCAGUUCUAGCUACCAGUGCCUCCCAAUGCUUAGUGCACAGUACUGUAGACUGGCCAUCACCCCUCUCCUUGGAAAAUGCCACUGUGCUGUUUGAAAAAAAGCAGCCUUUUAGGGCUAGAGUAUUUUAUAUAAACAGAAGAGCUAAGUUCCUGAAGACUAAGCUAGAUAGCUGCAGCUAUAUGUAAAUUGUAUAUUUUUAUGAACUUUGAAGCACACACUCCUGUUUCCCUCUGUGUAGCUUUGUGGGGAUUUCAUGUAUAUAUGCUCUCUGAAAGAAUCCAGAGGUUGGAGUGCCAAUAGGAAAUGAAGACAAAUGCCUUGUACUAUGGGCAGCCUUUGAAGGUGACCAGAUAACUGUCUUCACUGUGACCAAUCAGAGUCCCUGCUUGCUUGUGAAGAAGCGGCUUUUGUACCUUGUUGGAAAUGGCACCUCAGAAGUUCCCACUGUGCAGGAAAAAGGUUUUAUUCUCUCCUGGCAUACAUUAGAAUGUCAGAUGCUUGCAUCCAUGUGGACCACGAUGGACCUCUAAAAAUUGGUGGGCAGGGGGUUUGCUUAUGAGUUUUCUCUGGAAACCGAUUUUACUCCUGGAUGUAUUGAAUGCCCGUUGAGCUUUAUGAGUCCACAUGGAUAAAAUGUCAGAGAAUGGAGUUCUACAGAGGAUUCCAGGAAGAGACCAUGUCUGUGCAGUCCUAGUUCCAGACAGGUGAGAAGCUCCAGGAACUACUGGCUACCUUGACAAGCUGGGUAAAUAGUUAUCAUUCUGGGUAACUGGUUGAAACUCUGACUUUUGGACAAGUAAUUCCUGGGGUUCUGUCUUUGGUAGCUUCACCAGGGAUAUUUGGGUGGGACAGACAGGAGACACACAGCUACCUGUUCUCUCCUGCCCAUCCUGUUUGGCCCACUAGAUGAAGCUGUACUCAGCAAUUUAGGGAAUGUAACCCUUCUCAGAACUGGCCAUUUUCAGGUGAAGCUUGGGAGAGCAAUAGUAUGGUGAGCCCCUUACAGAUGAGCACCCACUCCUCCUUGGUGAAUGCUGCCUUCAGAUGCUCACCCAGUGGUCACUGCAUCUAGUAAUAUUAUUAUUUCCAGUACACUUCCUUAGGGCAGAAACACCAGCCUGUCAGGUUUGGUCAGUCCCUUCUCCAUGAAGGGAGUCAUGGUGAAUUCCUGAAAAUUUUCUUCCUUCUGCAGACAGUUGGAUGAGUCCCUUAGAGAAGGCAUCCAGAGAUAUAACCAAACUGAAUAUCACCCCAUAUUGAUUUUAGGAGUUGACUCUAAAAUUCUGUGCAGAAUCUUGUGUUGGGAUUGUAUCUUGACAUUCCUGUUAUGUUAUUUUUCUUAACUGGAGUGUGUGCUGCCUUUCAGGUACAAUUUUUGUGUAAUAAAAGCCAGUGCAUUAAGUUUAUAUAGACUACUUUCUAUGCAAGACUGAGAUAUGGAAUAGAUAGCAAGAGAUAUGUACUGCUGGGUACACGGACAGUAAGUGUGUUUUCAGAUGGAGUACCAGCACCGAAAAUGGGUUGAGGGAGGAUGGGUUGUAUAUGUUUCUGCCCACUAAUUUUGAGCAGCCAUAUUAUGAAUUAAAUCAUCACAGCCAAGUAAUAACCCAAGAAUGGUGUUAGUUUCAUGUGUAAUAGCUCAAAUGGAAUAAGCAUGAAUGCUGGAGUGGACCAUUAUCCUCAAAUAUUCUGUCACUUCUCAUUUAAAGACUCUUGUUAUGAACUAUUAGAAACUUUAGGCAAAAUCAAAAGUAUUUGCGGCAAAAUAAAGGCCUAUUCUACUCUUAUUUAAAGUGAAACACUGUAUACUUGUUUCUCUCCAAAGUGAAAUUAUUUAUAAUUUCAAUUGCCUCGAUAAGUUUCCAAGUCACUGAAAUCUGCUGAAGGUUUUACUAUAUUGUUGCACAAUUUUAAGAUAAUUUUUGUCUCAAUGUCAACUUUUUUCACUGAAUAAAAAUUUAACUGGGUCAAGAAAACACCUCUUUGAAAAUCCACUGUCUCUGCAUGUCUCGAGUUGUUCUUUAGAGCGCAAUAAAGAUGGUUAACGCAGUCUCCAAA